This is a messenger RNA of Peronospora farinosa, 1242 nucleotides long. NCBI's taxonomy places the organism in Eukaryota, Oomycota, Peronosporomycetes, Peronosporales, Peronosporaceae. The record is from the annotation of a GenBank genome assembly.
AUGAAUAUCUAUGUGCUGCUCCUGUGCACAUGCGUGGCCCUAUUAAGCCGCUAUGCAGCCGCCGAAAGGAUGGAGGAUGCGUCAUUUAAACCUCCCUUCGAUAUCGUAGACCUCGAUGGCCGCCGCUUGGUCAACACCAGCUGGUUGCACGGUGGUCACGCGGACGUGAAGAAGCAUUUCAUCCGCCUAACGACUGACCGUCAGAGCAAACGCGGUUAUCUGUGGCAGAGGAACCCCGUGAACCGUGACGAACUAUCGGCUGUUCUGACGUUUCGUAUUUCGGGCCAGGGCAAACGCUGGUUUGGCGACGGCAUCGGUUUGUGGUUUACGGAUCAAAAGACGUUCACGCCCGGCAUUAACCACGGCUUUACAGAAAAGUACAAGGGUGUAGGUGUGGUCAUUGACACUUUCAACAACGGGGAGCACAAGGGUGGUCACAGGGACAUUAGUGUCUUUACGAACGAUGGCACAAAGAGCUACGAUCAGAUGUAUGACGAGAAACGCGUGGGCUGCAAUGCCGCUGUGCGCUAUCACGAGCAGAACGCCAACUUUGACCCAGUGCACAGCAUCUCGCGUAUCAAAGUGAGGAUUGACAAAACCCGACUUGUGGUGGAGGUGGACGAGCAUGCCUCGGGUCAGUGGAUUGAUUGCCAUGAGAUGACAUUACCGUUUAAUGCGGACUGGCUGCGAACGUCUACGAUCGGCAUCUCGGCCUCAACGGGUGCGGUAGCAGACAACCAUGACAUCAUUCGUUUUGACACGUACUCGGAGUUUAUGGACGCAACGAUCGGCGCGGUGGACUCAGAGACGGUGAUGAACUCGGUGUCCAAGGGCUACAAGAAAUGGUUGGACUCGCCCAGUUGUGGCACGGACUGUGUCAUUGCUAUUAUCAAGAAGGAGCUAUCGAACUUUCGCAUUGACGCAGAGCACCGCUUUACUGAGUUGAAAGAGAAGACAGAAAACACUGUCGAGAAGCUAAAGAAACAAGAAAGUGAGAAUGAGCGCCGUGUGCGUGAGAUUGAGGCCAAGGUGCGUAAUGGCAUUGACUCGUCGUUGGAGGAGACGAAGAAGGUGCUGGGAGAGGAGGUAAAUGAGAAGAUUACAAAGCAACUGGAGAAGAACCCGGACAUUGCCAGCGGUGGCUGGAAGACCCCAUUCGCGCUACUGUUUAUCGGUAUGGUUGCAGGCGCUGCGUAUGUGUACCGCAAGUACCAGGCCCUCAUGAAGUCACACUUGUUGUAG